GACUCUGUAUCAGCCCAGCAGCAGCAGUGAAGCAGGCAGUAAACAUUGAGUUGGUCUUGUUGUUUACACAGUUGAUGGACAGCCGAACUUUUGAUUACGUUUUAGGUAUCCGCCAUUUUGAUUUCCAAAUCUGACAGAUUCCCUCUCGCCUGCCUGCUCCAGUAUAAUUUGGACAGUGUCAACAAAAGCGGCUCCGUGUUAAACGGCGGCGUGUGUAAAGGACGUUGCAGCCGGAGGAGGGGGGGACAGGGUACCAUCUUCAUGCUAGCAACGCAGUCAUGAACAGCCAGCUAUGGGCCUCUGGGUGACCUGACAGCCAAAGUCGCCGAGUUGCUUUGUUCAAGCUUGGGGGAUGACGACUGAUAAAAUGAUGGACAAGAGGUUGAAGCCAACGUCUCCUCGGUUUGUGUGUGUGUGAUGUUAGUAUGAGUGAAGUGAGUGUGUUUGUGUCCUCAUUGUUUGAAUUUGCUGAUGCUGAUUGAUGUCCAGGCCGUGCAAUGUCAAUAAGGCUUCUUAGCAAGAUCUGACUGAGGAUACUAGUCCUUGUCCAAACCUGUGUAUGUGCCUGUGACGUCAGCCAUGUUUUGGAAGUUUGACUUGCACACAUCUUCUCACCUGGAGGCUUUACUGGACAAAGAGGAUGUCACUCUCACCGAGCUCAUGGAUGAGGAGGAUGUGCUGCAGGAGUGCAAGGCCCAGAACAGGAGACUUCUCCUGUUCUUGUGCCAGGACCAGUGUAUGCUGGAGCUGGUCCGUAUGAUUACUACAGAGCCCCCUGCUGGUGUAGAGGAGAUCAAGCGCUUCAAGUAUCCAAAUAUAGCAUGUGAACUGUUGACAUGUGAUGUGGGAGUGAUCAAUGAUAAGCUGGGUAAUGAGGAGCCUCUGCUGGAAAAUCUGUAUGCCUUCCUGGAGCAGCCAUCCCCACUUAACCCCCUCCUGGCAUCUUUCUUUAGCAAGACAAUUGGGAACCUAAUCACACGGAAGACUGAGCAGGUGCUUAGUUUCCUGCGACGGAAGGAGGGAUUCCUUUCCUUGGUCCUGAAGCAUAUCGAUACAUCAGCCAUGAUGGAUGUGCUCCUAAGACUUAUCAGCUGUGUAGAGCCACCCCCCCUUCGGCUUGAUACACUUACUUGGCUGAAUGAAGAGAAGCUUGCACAGAGACUCAUAGAGCUCAUUCACCCUGAGAGAGAUGAUGAGAGGCAGUCGAAUGCAUCUCAGACUUUAUGUGACAUCAUUCGUCUGAGCAGAGACCAGGCCAAUCAGCUUCAAGAGAUUUCCCAGCCUGACCCUUUGCUGACUGUGCUGGAAUCGCAGGAGUGUGUGGAGCAGUUGUUGCAGAAUAUGUUCUCAGGAGAGACUACCGAGAGCUGUAUCGUCAACGGGAUUCAAGUUCUUCUCACAUUACUGGAAAUCCGGAGGCCUGUGGUGGAUGGAGUAAUGGAUGCUCAGGGAUUUGAGAGAAGUUACACUGUUAACAGCAGCAUUUUGUUGGCCAUCCAACCACAUCUGAAACACUUCCACCAGCUACUUCUGGAGCCACCCAAGCGAAAUCCCAUGCUGACUACUCUGGGUGUGCUGGAGGAACCACUAGGGAACACACGUCUGCAUGUAGCCAGACUGGUUGCCUCUCUGUUGUAUACAAGCUCUGCUAGCCACGCGGUCGUAGCACAGGAACUCUGCCGGCUUAAUACAAUGGACCUGCUUCUGGAUUUGUUCUUCAAGUAUACGUGGAACAACUUCCUGCAUCUCCAGGUGGAGCUUUGUGUUGCUGCCAUCCUCCGGCCCUGUGCCCAUGAAAUGAGACUUCAUCCUGGCUUGGGAGCCCAGGACAAAUUCAAGCCACAUCAAGAUGCUUUACAAGAGCCAGCAUUGACUGAAACCCCUUCAGAACCUCCAGUCACCCCUGAAAACUCUGCACAUAAUUUAAUGGUGACUCAUUUGUUUCAGCACUGCCACCUUGUCCAGAGGAUUCUAGAGGCCUGGGAAGAGAAUGAUAAAAUACAGUCAGAAGGUGGUAUGAGAAGAGGGUACAUGGGACAUCUGACCAGGAUUGCCAACACAGUAGUCCACAAUCUGGAGAAGGGCCCGGUUCACACACAGAUUAGUAGCCUCAUCACAGCGCUGCCAGAGGACUACAGAGGGCGCUGGGAAACCUUUGUGGAUCAGACCCUGUCAGAGACCAAUAGGAAGAACACCAUAGACCUGAUUGGCACUGGAAACCCACGCCCAUCCUCAGAGGAUGAUAUGGAGAGCCCCUUCCCUAAAGAACUGACACUACAGCAGGCCUUUUCAGACUACCAAAUCCAACAGAUGACGGCUAACUUUGUGGACCAGUUUGGCUUCAAUGAUGAGGAGUUUACUGAUCAUGACGACAGUAUCGGGGCAACGUUUGACCGGAUUGCAGAAAUCAAUAUCAACAUUGAUGCAGGCCAGGACAGUGCUAAUGCAGCUGUGUUUGAGGCCUGUUCCAAGGAGAGGAUUCAGCCCUUUGAUGAUGAUGAAGAGGAUAUUUGGGAGGAGAAAGAGAUUAACUUUGCAACACAAGCCAAGUCCCGCAACAGGUUUGGCGGGUCACGGUCAACCCAGAGCCAAACAGUUAAUAAAGCUUCUGAUAAGACAGCAGCUUCUGGCACUGAGGUCUCCGACAGAACAGCAGACUCAGACUCUGAGGGAGAGGAUACUAAAGAUGACCUGGAUCCUUUCUUAAGCCUGAGCCAGACCGAGGCAACAAAGAGCACUGGCUGGAUAGCAGACUUUGGGGAGGUGAACUCAAAGGCUCCUGCAGCAGGAGUGGGCUUUUCAGCCUGGGACACUCCAGACUCUCAACCAGCUGCCUCAGAGGCAGAGGAGAAAGGAUGGGCCAAGUUCACUGACUUCCAGCCUUUCUGUUGCUCUGAAACAGGCCCCAGAUGCAGCUCUCCUGUGGACUCGGAGCUCAGUGGAUCAGACAGUACUAAACCAAACCAGAACCCGUGUGUUUGGAGUGUGUGCGUGGCGAGAAAAGCUCCACUGGUGGCGUCAGACAGUUCUUCCUCCAGCAGCUCAGACAGUGAUGAGGAAGAGGCCAAGACAGAGUCUGUGACCAGUGAGACAGUCACCACAGAGACCAUCACCACGGGGGCUGGCAAGGAGACCAUUCGGCUCACCGUAGACGCCAAAAAUGAGAGGGCAGUCUUCAGCAGAGUAUUCAGACCAGCAGUCAGACGUGAAGCAGAUAAGGUGCCAGUAGAGGGACUCACCAUCAAAGACAAAAGCAAAAGCAAUGAGAAAGAAAGUGAAAAAGGAAAGAAACUUGGAGAUGGUUCUAGUCCAACUACCGCCAGUCCUGCUACCCAGUCAGCUGCGGUCACAGAAGAGAUGCAGCCCUCUGCCAAUGGGCCGGCCUAACGGUGCAGCACAGGCUCAUGCACACACGCUUCAUACCUGUCCAUUCAACACACAGCCAUGCAACGUUUGCUUCCUGUUAACAGCCCUCCAACGACCCUUCUUUUUUUUGUAUCAGAAGAAUGGAAGAGCCUCAUUUAACGUUGAGGUCAAACAGCCCUUAACAGUAUGUAUGCUGGAUAACACAAAUCUACACGUUGGUACUGCACCUUCAUGAUAUAAUAAUAAUUGAGGAGUGUGUUUUAAAGAACAUUUUCAUCAUGCCAGAACGCGCAAAGCCAAAUUGUUACGUAUGAACUAUUUCAAAAUAUGAUUUUCCCACUGAACAUGGAGCGACAGAGGUUACACUGCGUGUGCCAGCUGUGGCACUUUAAUCCUAAGAAGAAGAAAAAAAAAAAGCAAAAGUCUGAAAUUUGACCUUUUAUUUAAUUCAGCAUCAAAUUUUCAGAUUGUUUGAGCAUGUCUGCUCUCUGGGCAUUAAAUCACAGCCCAGAGAAUUUUUUCUAUCAAAGCAUUUGACUGUUUACACUUUAGUAAAGAAACUGUAUUCAAAUAAUCAGCCAUGAUUACAAAAGCCAAGAUGCUUGCAAAGCUAGCCGCCAUUUUCUCUCGAGCAUUUCAAUGUACAAUGCCAGGCAGACGUUUUAAUAGUGCAAACGUGUGAGUGAUAAUAAUUUGGCUUUUUUUUUUUCAUACACGCUAUCUAAAUCAUUUCGACUAAGAUUCCUUUGCUUUGAUCAUGUGGAACAUAAAUUGUUCAUUUGGAGCAUAGUGUGUCACUUCCUCCCCAAACCUCUUGACAGAUUCGUGUAGUUUAGAGGUGUGUGUGUGUGCAGGAGUGUAUAGAUACAUGUGUGAGUGUGUGAGAGAGCUCUGUCUGAGGUACAGAGUGCAUUCUCAGGUCAAAGGAGCGGUAUGCAGAUACAAAGAAAGCACACCUGUGUAACACACACACACACACACACACACACAUGUACACGCAACCAAAUCUAUACACAUGUGCAAAAAAAAACAAAAAAACACUCCCACGAGACACAGUGAUGUGUACAUAACAAUUCAUAUCACCCUCAGAGCUGUUUAAAUGUAAUAUUGUGAAAUUUGAACCUGUAUUAGGUUGUGGCUAUUCUUGGUAACAUGUAAACGUAAUAUAAAUGUAAACAAUAUAUAUAAACAUUAUAUCUAUUUUUGGAAUAAAUCCAAUGUAUGGAAAGGCGGUUGUUUUGCAGGUUGCAGCGUGUGUAUUGUAUGUGUGUGUUGUACUGUUGAAAUGAGGCAAUAAUGAUGUCUGUGUUUCGGUUAAUACCCCAGCAUCAGUUCCUGUUCCUGUGCUACAUGCUUCCUACAUGGAGGUUUGGGAGUGUGCACGUGUGUGUGAGCGUGAGUCAGUCUGUAGUAUGUCCUCCGUGUUAUUAACCUAAAGGACAAUCCUGGUUUAUUAGAACCUGGGUCUUACUUUGAUUCGCCAGUUUUAAACAAAAUACCAAGUUAAUUCAUUUUAUUGGGAAUCGAUAUCAGUCAUGAUCAAUCAGUCGUUAGUCAUUAGUAAUUUCAGCUCCCCCAUUAUUGAGGAUUUGCAGCUUUUCGUUGCCAAUGUUUUAAAGGAACUGAAUAUAUUUAGAUUUUGGACUGUGCAGACAUAACGAGCUAUUCGAUGGCAUCAAUUUGGACUUCAAGCAAACAAGGGAGGGAAAACAUUUUUCACUAUAUUCUUAUUAUAUUUAAUCUGUAAUCUGAUAAAGCGGUUGGCUUGUUUAAAACUUGACUUGAUUUGAUUGCUGCUCUCCUUUCUUGACUUGGCGUCAGGGGCGUUUAACUUGGUAACCACAAAAACGAGACCCAAGUUGUAAUAAACCAGAAUUAUCUCUCAGGUUGGGGCAUGUGCCAGACAGUCAUUCUUUACGUUAUCUUUCUCCUCGUCUCUCUCUUUCUCAGGGCAGGAGUUGACUUUAAUUGCUUAUAUGCCGAUGGAACGAUUUACAUAGAUUGUUGUAUUUAUUUUGAAAAACACUUUUUCAAGAAGCACUUUUGGUUUGUAUUUGGUGGUGCCAAGUGUCGCCACAUUAUUCCCCACUCGAAGAGGUGGGAAUGUUUGACCUGAAUGAGUGAAUCAUGUAGAUACUUUAGAAUACUUUCUUUCUUCAAUGCUUUCUGCCAAAGUGUGUCUUCCCACCAGUGCACAACUGGGUUUCAUAUCUGUGAAGUAGCCUCCUUUCUUGCAAUGGUCGUACAGAUCUAAAGUUAUCUAAAGCAGUCUUUGUUUGAUCCCUCGUGUUUUCCUUUGAGUCAUGUGAUGACGUUGUCAGCGGUAGGAGAGGACGACGCCACAUGUCAAAGAAAGACUUUGAAGCUUCUUCUUAGAUCACAGCCAUUUUGCUUUUUAUUCGCUUUGAGCUGUUUUGAAAUGGAACUGCACAGAAGACCGAGCAUUGGUUUAAGUCAGGGUUAGAGGAGAAAAACAGGGCUGUUUUUUUGUCAGGGUGUGUACAGGGUCAGAAUAUGUCAUCCUGUUUGUCGCCAAACCUAAGCACUGCGUCUGACCCUUACCUUUUUUUUUUUCUUUUUUUUUGGUGUGUGUGUGUGUACGUGUGUGUGCGUGUGUGUGUCUCCUUCACUUUGAGAAUGCGGUGCGUGUGCAGUGUAGCUACGGGUACGGUGUGAUGUUAUGCAUAAUGGCAUGAGGUACAAAACAGUCAUCUUUAAGUGCCAUUAAGUUUGCACAUUAGCCUCAUUCACCUCAUUGGGUCAUGUGCUGUAUUGAACAGUGUAUGCCCAAAACCUUUUAAUUGAGAGACAAUGGGUGUAAAAUUGUUAUUUCAUCCCAUUGGGUGUUACUGACACUGAGGCCAUUUCAAAGUUUAAAUCUUUCUCUCAAUAGAGCUCAUUACAUUUGUAUGUGCGUGUGUGUUGAGGAAGUGGUGUGAAAGACAGCUAUGUUGUAAAACGCCUUUUUUGUAAAGUGGACUGAUGCUGGUGUUUCGUUUUGUUUUUUUCAUUUAGAGAGUAAUGUGUCUGUUACCUGUUGUCAAUUUAGCUUGUACAUUCAGAUAUGAACCUAAUAAAUAUGUCAGACCAA
Messenger RNA from Larimichthys crocea (large yellow croaker), 6457 nucleotides. RefSeq names its product protein phosphatase 6, regulatory subunit 2b (gene ppp6r2b). Gene Ontology annotation, molecular function: protein phosphatase regulator activity; protein phosphatase binding. Bases 580 to 3387 code for a protein of 935 amino acids. The transcript has 26 exons. The record is from RefSeq and is a predicted model, not a curated record. NCBI's taxonomy places the organism in Eukaryota, Metazoa, Chordata, Actinopteri, Sciaenidae. Gene Ontology annotation, cellular component: cytosol; nucleus.